Molecule: messenger RNA, 3419 nt
Organism: Polistes dominula (European paper wasp)
Lineage: Eukaryota; Metazoa; Arthropoda; Insecta; Hymenoptera; Vespidae
Gene: jumu
Product: Forkhead box protein N4 jumeau
Biological process (GO): regulation of transcription by RNA polymerase II
Molecular function (GO): transcription cis-regulatory region binding; DNA-binding transcription factor activity, RNA polymerase II-specific
Source: RefSeq, a predicted model, not a curated record
CUUUAAUGUAUUGUAAAAUAAUUAAUAAUAUAUAAAUGUUAAUAUCUUUAUACGGAUGAAAAAUUGUGAAAAUAUUACUGGCCAUCGUAAUAUUAGUUGAAUGUUAUAAGAAAGUUGAUCGAAAAAUAUACGAAAAGGUAUGUUAAAGGAAACCGCCUAUUGACCUUAGCAGUAUCAAAGGAUAUGCUACUAAAAAAAAAUCUUCUGUGUUAAAUUGCCCUAAAAAAAAAAAGUUAUUUUAUUUGUGCCAGUUUAAUUGGAUAAAAUGAUCGGUGAUAGUGUCACUGUCGCGAGUAUUUUCUCUGUUGAUUUGAAAGUCGAUAAAUCUAUGUGCACGAAUGGUGUAUUCCCGCCAUUGUCGUACGUAGUGAGUUCAUUGUCGACCGUAUGCCGACCACCCCUUUCCAACAAAGUAAUAGACUCGUCCAUCUUCUUCGACUUCGUCUUGAUUAUUUUAUCGAGCGUUAUCAAUGAAAAUUGUGAAUGAUAUUUCGUGUGAUGGUGUUGAAAAAUAUCAACUAUCUCGAUUGUUUAUCGAAAUAACAAAAUAAUAAGGCAAAACGGAGUAAGAAGAAUUUUUUUCUUAGUGUAUGGGCUCGGCCAUUUUCCUACAGAGGGGGAUACGGUGGGGUAAAGUGUGUUAGAAAAACACACGGCCACUUCUCUCAUUUCUAUCGUACGUUGUAACCAUUUCACGAACAAAAUUGAACGACAAAUUAAAGAUCAUUUUAAAUAUAAACGUACGAGAUUGUUAAAAUAACGAAAAGAUCGUUAAAAAGUGUAGAAAAGAUAUCUGAAAUAAAUUCCUUUGUCAGCCAUGUGCAAAUGGAGUAGCAUUUAAAAGAUCCUCGGCGAACGAAGCGCACCGACCAAUGAGCGCGGUCUCGGCUCGGUCACGUGACUUUGGCGAACCAAUAGGCGGGACGAGAUUUGAAAUCGUGCGUGGUCUUUGUUCACGAACCUACCGUCAACGUUACUUCAGUUCCGUAAAGGGGGCCUUGUGUCGGUGUCAUUUUAUACAUGGUCGCUGCCGAAAAUCUCAUUAUUUCCAAGUAAAAUAUAUGUGUGAAAGUGGUGUUAAGCUGAGUGAACGAGAUACUUCAUAGACCGUCGAUUAUACGGUAAGUUAGGAUUACGUUAAAUCUUCUCGUUGAAAGUAGAAGACAAAAAAGAAAAUAAUUUUCUGUGGCCGGCCCGCCACUACUACUCGUCGUCUCGCCGCCACCACCGUCGUCGUCCUCCACCGUUGCCGUUCAUCGAUGUUUUAGUUAUUGUAUUUGUCGUGUUUCGUCGUCGUCGUCCUGUCUUUUUCUUAUCAAGUGUUGUUGUUGUUGUUGUUGUUGUUGUGUGGAAAAGAAAAUUUUUUUUCAUUAGUGUUGCGAAAAGUGAACGAUAUUAUUGCAGGGAUAAAAAAAAAAGUUAGAUGAAUGUUGGAAACAAUGAGUAGAUCCGCUCUUGGGCCAGAUCAGGUUCCAUCAAGCCCUUGGCUCUCAAUGGAUUAUUUCGGUGCCGACAGUCUUUCCCUUCAAGAAAUGCUAGACGUCGAUAUCAGAUGCGAGAUUGAAAAUGUUAUCGAAGGACAAAACGAUAUUCAUGGAGAUUACAGUUUCAGUAUCACGGAUUUACCUCAAAUGGAAUUGGACGAUAAUCCUGUACUGCUUAACGAUCUUCAUAAAACAUUAAAUUCUUCUAAUUUGUUCAAUGGUAACAGCAACAGUAAUAGUUCGAACAGCAGUAAUUUCCAUCUGGAUUUAAGCAACGAUGUUACAUCAAUCAUGGUUAAUCCCAAUUCUGUAAUGCCACACAUGGCCACCCACAAUUCAAUGUCGAACAUGAACAAACGACAUUUUUCCUUUACAUCCAAGAUGGAAGUCAAAGAGGAAAAGAUAGACGUUGAAAAUGAGUUGGACAAUGAUGAAGAUGUCGAGAAUGAAAAUGACAACGAUAAUGAGAUAGAUGAAAAUGAAAACGAUAACGAAAACGAUGACAAUGACAAUGACAAUGACAAUGAUAAUGAUAAUGACAAUGACAAUGACAAUGAUAUUGAUCAGGAUAAUGAAAAUGAUCAAGAGAAUUAUAACGAGGUUGAUACGGAAAUUGAACAAUAUGAAAAUGAUAUUACGGAAACUGAGGAUGAAACGGAGGACGAGCAAGAAGUUGUAAGACCGGUUGCGUUGUUUAGAGCUAAACCACCUCAUACAAUAUCGAUAAAUACUGCCAUUAAAACAAUAACGCCUCAUAUUACGAAGGCCCAUUUAUCAUCUAAAAUUAAUGGAUUACCCGGUAUACGGGUACAAAAUUUUAAAGUAUUACAAAACAGUCAAUCGAGUCAACAACAACAACAACAUCAACAACAAUCUCAACACGUUCGAAAACAAAUGUAUAAUAACAAUUAUCACGUUAAUAAUUCUUCAUCGUCAGCUGCUGCAGCUGCUGCUGCCGCAGCCGCCGCUGCAAUUUCGAUUAGAAAAGAAUUUGAUUUGUCCGAUUUUGAGGAUAAACUUUAUCCUAAACCGGCGUAUUCUUAUUCUUGUUUGAUUGCCAUGGCCUUGAAAAAUAGUCAAACUGGUUCACUUCCAGUAUCAGAAAUCUACAAUUUCAUGUGCGAACACUUUCCAUAUUUUAAAACAGCACCAAAUGGUUGGAAAAAUUCCGUUAGGCAUAAUUUAUCAUUGAACAAAUGUUUUGAGAAGAUUGAAAAACCAGCUGGCAAUGGAAAUCAAAGAAAGGGAUGCUUGUGGGCAAUUAAUCCAGCGAAAAUAGCGAAAAUGGAUGAAGAAGUACAGAAAUGGUCGAGGAAGGAUCCAUUAGCGAUUAAAAAAGCAAUGAUAUGUCCGGAUCAUUUGGAAUUAUUGGAAAGAGGUGAAAUGAAGUAUGCUGGGAGUGGUGAAUUGUCGGAAGAAAAUGAAAGUUCAAGUGAUGAGACAACUGAGGAAAGUGCUGUAUACGAUGAAUCAUCUAUUCACAAUCAUCAUAUUGCUGCUGCUAAUUCGGUUACUGACAGUUAUGACGAAAGUAGUCAAGAUUGUGAUAUUGACAUAAAAGAACAUAUUUACGAUGAAAUCGACGUUGACGAUAAGGAGGCACUGCAUAUGCAAUUAAACAUCACUAAACAAGAAACAAUUGGUUAUGAAUUAAGUCCUUGUAAAAAACGUAAAGCCCUUACAGGUUCUAUACAAGGAAAUUACGUUUAUCAACCUGUAACAACGUCACGAAGAAAAACGCCAUUACUUUGCAGAACGGAGACCACGGCUGAACCUCUUCUUAAAAUUGAGUAAUAAUUUAAAAGAACAGAAAACAAAAGAAAACAAAUUUGACAAAAACAAAACACAAUGAAAAAUCGAGUAAUGGAUCUUUACAUGAGUAUUAAGAAAAGAAAAAAAAUCAUCAUAUCUCCCUUUUUUUUUUUUUUUUUUUUU